GAUUAUGAUUUAAUUUAAAUGAGUAGUCUUCUUAAGCAUCGUGGACAUUCUAAUUUUAUCUCAACACAAUCAGCGCAGCGCCAAUGAGCGUCGUUACACUAUCGUGUCGUGUGGCCUUUACAUUUUAGUGCUUUUCUUAAUUUUGAGAAAUUAGUGACAUAUAAUUGUUAUUAAACACAUUGUAAAGGUAGGUAAAGUUUUAAAUUAUUAUUUCCUAGAUUUUUCCAUAACAGUUAUGUUUGUUGACAUUAUAUUUUAAGUCACAAGUGAGUUGGCGGGAAGCCGCCGGCCUAGAUUUUGGAAGAUCCUCUAAGCAGGAUGACUUCCAUAGAGGAUGGAGAGACACACGCGUCUGAGGACGUACCAGCGGGAAACCCGGAUGAAUUAGCCAAAAACCCUAGUGCAUUGAAAGAGGCCAAUGAGCAGAUGGCAACCUUAGAUGUGCUUGUGUGUGGCCAGUGCCACUCUGCAUUCCACUUUCUUGAAGAGUUCAAUGACCACAAGGCAGCCAAUAGUUGUUCUUCCAAGUCGCCAGUAAGAGAUAGUAAUGAAAGCAAAGCCCAAGUAUGGGCAUUCCUCCUAUGGAAGUGUUCAUCAGCACGGGACGGGACCAACAUCAGCUCCGACAACAGUUGGAAGCUGUACCAGCAGUGGUGCCGCAUGCCGGAGUCUCAGAGGACCGCCUGGAUCACAGCCGGCUCCAAUGUGCAAGCUUUAUCCAAAUUUGCUCAUGCUAAAGUUAUGGAAUUGAAGACUGAUGACCAGCUGGUGCCUGUACAAGCCGUAACACAAGUAACAGAGGUCAAGAAACGCGGACGACCAAGAAAGGUUCUCAAGGAGGAUUCCGAGACUCAGCCCUCAGGUGAAGAAAGCGAUGGUAUGGUUAGAGCUAGUCCUGCCCAGAAGACUGUAUUCAACAAAACGCCACUUAGUGCGUUAAAAGCCAAGGAAUUAGCGGACAAGGAGUCCGUCCGUAACGCCCAAGAGCGCGUGCCGCCCGAAGAGCGCAUCGCGCGCCGCACGGAGCGCGAGGGCGACCCCGCCGACGCCGGCGAAUAUGUCGUGGAGAAGAUCCUCGCCAAGAGAUUCAACCCCAGGCGGAAACAGUACGAGUACCUGCUCAAGUGGGAGGGAUAUCCGCAUGAACAGAACACAUGGGAGCCGAUAGAGAACAUGGAGACCUGCAAGCAUCUUCUAGAAGCAUUCGAGAAGCAGCUGGCGCGGCAGAAGGAGCUCAAGGCCAUGCGCGCGCAGCAGCAGCAACAGCAUCCUGUGCAGGUGAAACAAAUCAGCACACCACUUCCGCAAAUAGUGAAACAAAUGGUUAAGAAAACGGAAAGUCCCGCUUUGACUCCUACUGGACGCCUGCAGCGGUCUUCUAAAGUGCGCGCUCUCGACCAAGUGAAAGCGUGGUGCGGCGCCGAGGACGAGCCAGCCGCCAAGCGCGUCAAGAAAGAGGCAUCUAGUGAGGACGAGGAUUACUCCGAUGGGGACGCUAAAGUUGACGCUCGGAUACUAAACGGACAGUCGUCUCCAAAAGGUAGCGUGGACCCGGAGCUGGUCAAGUCGCUGGGGCUCGGCGGCAAGGGCAUGCCGAAUAUCAAGGGCGUCAUCAAAGUCGAUCCCAAGCACAUGCCUAAUCUUACCACUGGUGUCUACAUUAUGUCUAAGAGCUCCGGGAUAAUGAAGAUUGACUCGCCCGGCAAGCUCGGCCCGGGCCUUAAUAUAGACCAAGAUGUAAUUAGGAAACAGAUCUUAGCUGCCAAACAGAAAAAACAAGAAGAAAAGAAGGCGACACCCACACAGGUAAAGAAGACAAUCGGCUCCGGCGGCCAGCAGGUGACGGAGAAGACCAUCAUCACACCCUCCGGACAAAAGAUUAUCCAACGCACGAUACACCGGCCCGUCGGACAGUCCCCCGAGGGCAAGUCUCCGGUCACCAUCCUCAACAAGAAACUAGCACAGGGCGACAGCCUCCUGCGGCGCGGCGCGGGGCGCGGGCGCGGCCGCGGCGGCAUGCAGGUGGCCACGGCGGCCGGCAACAUCGUGCGCCUCCGCGACAAGUCGCAAGUGCUGCCCUUCGACUUCGACCAGUCGGACGCAUCGUCGGACACGUCGGACGGCAUCACGGACCCGUUCCCUCGCGACCCGGGCCCGCUGCCGCCGGUGUCGCCGGAGCGCGAGCUGACGCUGUGCCCGCAGUCCGGCCGCCGCCUCGCGCGCGCCGAGGGCGAGCCCACGCCGCCGCCCACGCCCAGCCCGCCGCCCACGCCGCCCACACCGACCACGCCGCCGCAGACCAUACCCCAGCAGAUGCUCAUGAAGGUGGAGAUGUCCCCAGGAGGCACGACCGGCAUGUUGGUCCAAGGCGAUGGAACGCAGCAAUCUUUGCCAGUAUUGACGGACGACGACGGGACGGAGGUGAAAAUGGAGGCACAUGCGGUGAAGCAACUAUUAGAGGACGGCGGAGACGGCGAGGGUGAGGAGGUGGGGCUGCUACAAGCCGGCCACCCGCCCAUCAUGAUCCGCGGGGAGGACGGCGUGCUCUACCAGGUGGCCGGCGAGAACGAAGCUGGGCAGACGUUACUAGUGGCCGCCGAGGGUAUGGAGGGCGCCGUGGAGGGUGUCGAGGGCGGCGCCGACGGCGACGGCGUCAUGUACGUCACGCGCGAGGACGGACAGGACGUGCUCGCGAUCGAUCCAUCGCAGCUGGCGCAGCUGAUGCCGGGCGGCGAGGCGCCGGCGCUGCAGCAGGUGGCCGUGCAGGUGGAGGGCGAGCCCGGCGAGGACGCCACGCAGGUCAUCGCGCAGCUCGUGCAGGCCGACCUGCCCUCGCCAGGCGGCACGCGGCGCGUAGUCCUGCUACUGCCAGACGGAAGCUUCACGAUGACGGAGCUGGACAAAGAACAGUACGAGUCCAUCACAGAGGCCGGCAAGGCGCAGGAGUGAGCCCCAGCGGCCUAAGACUGACUAUGGCAUACAACGCAUCAUUCACACUUAAACCUCUGAUGACGAUUGCCAUACAUAGAUAGCGUCCGACCAAAGUUUCGGUUUAUAAAUUAUGUUUCGGCUGAAGGUUCAGUUUCAAUUGGACAAUAUACGUUGGUUAAAGCUAUUGUACGGCGGUCAGUAUCAGCGUCGGGCAUACACGCUGGGUUAAGAGUGCCGGUACACUAAGGAGGUAUAAUAAUAUUCAAAUAAACAUUAGUACCUUAACGGAGCUCAUUUUACGGUUUAAUCUGCUCUUACAUUUACCAUAAAAUUGCAAGGUACCUACUAAAAUAUUCACUACUUUUAUUAGUCCGUAGCUGAUGUAAGAUAAACCCAGGAGCGUAUUCUUAGUUGUAUAAAGAUGCGCUCUUAAGUAAACUGAAGAGAAAUAUUAUGUAAAUAGAGUAUGAUCGGCUAUUUGUACAGGUGGUACAUGGUUGAAUGUUUAAGCUCAUUUAGUUAAUGUUUAGGUAUAAUUUAUUUCACCACGAAAUUUAUUUAAGGCAGUGAAUUAAUUAUGCCUUAUUUUAUUUAAUAAAAUAUCUUUCUUUUUGCCAAUACAAGAUAAUCUGCAGCAAUGUAAUAAAUCCGUAUAUAUGCUUGAACUGAAUUGAAACAACUUAAGCAUCUGCGAUAUAUUGUAGGUAAAAUUAAAUUAUCAACACGGCGACAUGCAGCAUUCAAAAUCACUACUACGUCAUAAGAGAGCAGUAAUAAAACAUAUCAAUAAAGUUACUUUAACAUGCUUUUUUAACUCGUUCAACAAGUGUAAGGCGGUUGUACGAUUGGCGGCAUGUGAACGUUUAAAGGCUCCAGUGGUCAAGGAUGGUCCAUGCCAAGCCAUGCUUUGCAAUGCGCAACUGUAGGCCUAUAUCACGUAGAUGUUCACACAAUGGUGCAUAUACAUAUACAUACAAUAUACACAACAGCGGGUCUCUGUUUGAUAUAAAUCUAUAAACUGAAAAGUCUCUUCAUUGCUCCGCGAUAAUGACAUUUUGGGCUAUCAACAUUUAAUCAAACGGUCAAAAAUUCAAGCUGUCAGUGAUAAACUAAACAAACAAUGGCGACUGUGUGAACACCACAGGCCACGGUACGCCACGAUUCCUUUGAAGUGUGCCAAAAAAACCGACAACUUCCCGAUUGCCCACCACGGCUGACAACUGACGGCCAGUCGUCCGCCAUUGUAUACCAUUGCCCCCUGAACACAAUGGCGAUGGCGUGGCAUGGCCUAUCCUUCACCACUGUGUACUGGGGCCUUAAUGAUCGACUAUGUUUGUCACGCAAUGAAAAAGAUAUUAGUCGUUGGUCGCUAGCUGGUCACUCUGCCUGGCCAAACACACUCGCCCGCGAAGUGCCCUUGUGGCCUAUUUGCUGAAUAAAUGCUGAAGUUGAAGAAGUUAAACAUGGCAACAGUUUAGUAUGGAAUUUUAUUUUAUUUCUACGAUUUUAUGUCGCACUAUACCUAAAACCCGUAACAGACAACCGCACCGCACCGAGCCCUUGGUAUCUAUCACCUAUCGAUAGGGUGUAAGGUGGUCGCCGUACGUGUGUCAAGGACGCAGCUAUAAGUUAGAGCACGAAAGAGAUAUUUUGACCGCAUCAAGGUCGCGGUGCGUUGCGGUAGUCUGUGACGGCUUUUAGCUUGGAUUUGUUUUAAAGUUGCCUUUGUUACUUCAUUAUAGUAAAACCAUCUAGAGCCUGUGCGGAAAGUGAAGAGUCGUAGAAUGUAUUGGAUCCCAUACAUUUCACGACUCUUCUCAUUCCGCACAGGCUUUACAUGAAAAUGGUCGUCUAAAUGCAUUGGAUGCAGUGAACGGAAAUAAAUUGGAUGAAAUAUAAUAGUAUUAACGAAUAGCAUAUACUUGAUAUACUUUGGAUUCUAUGGGCGUAUCCAGACUAGUCAAUUUUUCGCCAAUCUGAUUAAAUUGCCCGAUCGAAUCAGGACGUGCGUGGCGUGGAUGUAAACGCCAAUUUGGCUCGCCGAAUUCAACCGCUGAUAAUGACCGAUAUUACGGAUAAAAUGAGGUGCGGACGCAAGAAUACCAAUUUGUGACGCCAGUAUUUUCGUUCUGGGGCAUUUUUUCAAUUUAGAGGGCUCUAUUAUCACCACAAAUCUAAAAUUGGAGAUUGACGCCAAUUUCAUUUCUGAUAAAAUCGGUCGAUUUGAUCAUCCCGUCUGGAUAUCGCUUAUUGCUGCACUGAAUUAAUAUUUAUGAAAUGAGCACCUGGUGAAGUAUUUUACGAUUGCAGACUAAUGUAGUUUCUUUUAUGAAUACCAAAUAUUGGACAAGAAGCAUUCAUUAUAGAUAGUAUAGAUUAAAAAGGUAAUAUAGACUGCUAGUUCUUUAAAUAAUUUAGCGCCUUAGUAUUCCACAUCUCUUCAUGCAUUGUAUAAAAUGACAUUUAUUUCCGAUCUGAGCCAAAAUUAUAUUAGUUAAUUUGAAGAUUAGGCUCGCCAGAAUUUUGCAGUUUCUAAAUUGGUCAAUAAUAUCAUAUUAGAUGUAUAAUAUAGUAUGUAAAGUAUUUUUGGUUUUAUAUAUCUGUAACUAUUUUAAAUAAACAUUAUUUGCCACAAA
Cydia splendana is the source of this 5567-nucleotide messenger RNA. RefSeq lists its product as uncharacterized. Gene Ontology annotation, cellular component: pericentric heterochromatin. The transcript has 21 exons. Gene Ontology annotation, biological process: chromatin organization; negative regulation of transcription by RNA polymerase II. The record is from RefSeq and is a predicted model, not a curated record. NCBI's taxonomy places the organism in Eukaryota, Metazoa, Arthropoda, Insecta, Lepidoptera, Tortricidae. Bases 319 to 2949 code for a protein of 876 amino acids. Gene Ontology annotation, molecular function: chromatin binding.